Messenger RNA from Wallemia ichthyophaga EXF-994, 3789 nucleotides. Its product is annotated as DNA damage-binding protein 1. The coding region runs from base 1 to 3789 and encodes 1262 amino acids. Lineage: Eukaryota; Fungi; Basidiomycota; Wallemiomycetes; Wallemiales; Wallemiaceae. Gene Ontology annotation, cellular component: site of double-strand break; nucleus. Gene Ontology annotation, molecular function: protein binding; nucleic acid binding. Gene Ontology annotation, biological process: proteasome-mediated ubiquitin-dependent protein catabolic process; DNA repair. The record is from RefSeq and is a predicted model, not a curated record. The transcript is spliced from 3 exons.
AUGAUGUUGCGCAAAUCAAUUACCAAAUCUAACUGUAUUUCUGGGAGUAUUCUUUGCGUAAUUGAAUCAUGCAUCCCACAUUCACAUGCACUCAACGUCCUCGUCGCUGCGUCCACCACCCAGCUACAUUUGUACACGGCUAGAGAUGGGCGAGAUGGGCGUGAUGGCCUUCUAGCACUCACGUUACUUGGCAGUAUCGAUGUAAACGGCCGCAUUCUCGGCAUAGACAGGUUGCGAAUCGGUGGCGAGGCGCACGAUGUGCUCCUACUUACACUCGACCAUCCUUCAGCGCAGCUAGUAGUGUUGCGAGUGUGGGAGGGUGACUGUGGGCUAGAGCACAAAACCGAAUGCCUCAAGAUGCUCACGCACGGUGCCUCUUCCAGUACCACUACCACUGGCACGGGUACAUCCCCCAGCCACGAAUACUGCAACACACUAGUCGACCACUCUUCCCAAACAGGCCUGAGCCAUCUGUGGCAGGGGCAGCUGCACGCGUUUAGACUCUCCUACGACCAGACCCACUCGAGGCACAUCAUCGACGGACGCACCACCCAAAUCGACUGGUCUGUCACCCUCGCAAUGGCUUUCCUGGCCGUCGAGGAGGGCGACAGAGCGACGCUGUGCAGAUUGGUGAGAGCACCCGAUGCUCCCAACCCCGUUAUUGUCGUGGAGUGUCUCAACCAGGAAGGCGAUGGCGUAGACGUGUCCCCGCCCAAGCUGCGCAUAGAAACAUCCUGCCCUACCGCCUCCCUCCUCGUUUCUGUUUGCGGUGGGAAGAGGGGUGUGUUGGUCAUUGGUGCGUUCAGCUGUGAGUACUACGACGUGCCUAGGGUGAGGGAUGUAGAUGCAGAAGUAGGGGGGGAAAGUGGCAAAACGCGGCGGAGAUCCAAGUCCAAGUCAAAGUCAAAAUCUCAUUCGUCAAGCACCAACAUAGAAACCACAGGAGUAACAACUCCCCUUCAACAAAUACCCAACACUUCUUCCCAUACACCCUUCGCUACGCCGACAGCAUGUACAGCAGCGACGGCGGACGGACUGGCGUGGGUGGUUGGUGAUGCACGGGGCGAUCUCUACUAUCUCGCUAUUACGCAGAGUGGAUUGGAGACGCACCACCUCGGUACCACUAGCGUCGCGUCGACGUUGCAGCAUCUCGGCAAUGGGUGCUUCUACGUCGGUAGCCAGUGCGAGGAUUCCAAAGUGGUGAGUGUGAGUGUGGUGCAUGGGGCGCAGCCACACCUUGUCGAGUUGCAGUCCUUCACCAACCUCGCUCCUGUUAGUGACCUCGCAGUUCUGUACCCCGACGACACAGAGCAAACGCAGUCCCAGACACAGUCGCACACUCAAACACAAGUCGUCACGUGCAGCGGCGCUAAUAAGUCAGGUAAAUUGCGUGUGGUGAGCACAGGAGUUGGCGUGCGCGAUGUGUAUUUGGCACCGCUAGAGCUGCUGGGCGAGGACAAGACAGCCACACCAAACACGCUCACCGCACUGCAUGCCCUGCACUCCCUCCCCAAUCACCUCCUCUUCAGCUACCCAACAUCGACGCACAUAUACACAUAUCCCAAUGCCCUCUAUGGCACAUUGGACGAACUGGACGGGGAGCAAGACAAAUACAAACAACUUAAAAAGGACGUCCCUACUCUCGCGACAGUGCAGUGGGGCUCACGCACCGUCGUCUACCAGAGCGAUAGUAUGUUCGUCUUUAAUAUGAUAGGCAAACUUGUUAGCAGGCGCGAUAUGGAUGUUGAUGGAGUGUAUGUGGAUGGUCACUCUAGGUUCACAAGCGCAAGAAGCCCAUACGUGCUGGUGGUGAUGAGCGAUAGGGUGCUGCUACAGUGCGCGAAUAAUAACGAUAACGAUAACCUUGAGCAUAAUGAUAAGGAUGACGAUAACGACAGCGAUAAUGAUAACGAUAACGAUAUUACUUUCCAUGAAAGACUCAUACGCAAACCACACCACUCAACUGUGUUCGCACCCCUAGAUGAUUCUCAUAUCGCUUAUGCAACGUGGGAAGAUUCCACGGUGCGCGUGAUGAGAAUUAGCGGCCAAUGUGGUCAAUGUGGUCAAGGUGCACGAGAUGCCCAAGAUGCUCAAGAUGUUCAAGACGGCUUCGUCGUCUGCGCCUGCUCAUCACCCGACAACUCACAUAUCUACUCGCUUCUUGCAGUAGAUGGCGUCAUUAUUGCGGGUACGGCGCUCGGGAAUGUUUUUGCGUUUGAAUAUGCGCAAGCUGCGCAGACGUCUCACACCUCUCCGGGAAACACAGACACGAUCACAAACACUCCCGCCUCACACACCGCCACAGUCGGAAGUACCCCUGUCACUUUGCAGAGAGCGGCAAGUGGGGCGAUAUUCGCGCUGUGCGACGUUCCCUCGAUCGUCGGUGUGAGUGUGGAUAUGCAACGAAGCGUGAGUGUAAGUGUAUCAGGGGUAAACGCGCCUUUCAUACACGCCAUGACGUCGUACAAGUGUGACAGUGGUAGUGAGAAGGAUGGUGCCUCCGAGGAAGAAGAUAUGUACGUGCUAGCACAUACGGACAGUAUCAGAUUCUGUACAAUACCAUCUACACAACAUACAGUGCACGUGCGUACCAUCGAGAUGGGGGUAGAUAUACCGCGCGUUCUCACUCACAUACCCUCUCACAACAUGUUCGCUGUCGGUUGCGUACGUACGGCAUACCCAAGCGAUAGGACAGUAAUCGAAGGCGGGGGAGGGAGUAGUGUGAGGUUGUUCGACGAUACCCUCUCUCCCAUAGAAACGCUCCAGUUGCAGCUGGAAGAAGGGGAGGUGGUCAGUGUAGUGGAGUGUCUGAAUGUAGGGCGCGAAAAAAAGGGAGAGGGAGAAAAGCAUACAGUCCUUGCAAUAGGCACCUACUACAUUAAUGAUAGUAAUGGCGAUGACAACGGUGACGGAGGUGACGUCGAUAGAGGACGCUUUCUCCUCGCUACUGUCAGUCAUACCCCCACCCACUCACACCUAGAUAUAGUCGCCCAGCUUGCUGUGCCCGGCUGCGUGUAUGCGGUGUGUGAAUUGGACGGGCGCAUCGCAAUAGCUGUCGGGCACCAGGUGCGGUUGUAUGAGGUGGAAUUGUCCCGAAAGUGCCAGCUCAAUCUCGUCGCCAGCUACGGCAAUGCUUUCGUCGUAGUCUCUCUCUCUGCCAUGCACGGCGUCUUGGUUGUGGCUGAUUUCCUCAAGAGCGCCAUCUACCUUAAGUUGGAACUGCGACAAAGGGCGGAGACGAGCGAAUUGGAACUCGUACAGGUGGGAUACGACGCGCACACGCGGUGGUCUUCGCUAGUGGAGGCUGUGGAGGGUGUGCAUGGUGAGCGGGGUGCGCAAGAGCGCCACAACAAUCACUUCAUCACUCUCGGUGCUGAUCUCCGCUUCAAUCUUUUCGUCCUUCACUACGAGCAGAUCGGGGAGGAGCACCGGGUGAGUUCGCGGGAGGUUGCCCAGCUGCAGGAGAACGUCAGUGCGAUAUGCGGGAGGAGACAAGGUGCCAGUGUUAGUGUCAAUGUCAAUGUCAGUGCAAGAGAUAACUAUCACAACCACGCCUUACAUACACUCGCUGUGUACGGGACGAGUGCAGGCUCCCUCUGCGUGCUGGCAGAGGUGGACGAGAGCAGUAGUGCAGAGUUGGUGCAGAUGGAGAAGUCGGCGCGUGCUGAUGGCGCACUCGUUGGACAGAGUGCGCAGUCUGACAUUAUCGACGGGGAUCUCAUUAGCAGGUACAGCCGGCACAAUGAACAAAAGCACAAUUUGGCAGACGAUUUGCAGCGUCUUCUGUAA